AUGGCGCUCGCCCAGCUCGUGCACAAGGCUGACACAAACCAUACAGCAUGCACGAGAUGCCAGGCGGGAGGUAAGACAUGUGUUUAUGGCAAUUUUGUCAAUGCCGUUGAGAAACAGACAACGCGUAAACCUCGUGGACAAGCAUCAUCAGUUCAGAAUUCUGUUCCUAUGUUGGUCCCUCCCCCUUCUUCGGGACCUUCACACGAAACUCCUCCAGCAUCGGCAGCCACAGAGCCUCCAACAGUUGAUUCAAUACCUGAAUCUCAUCAUGUGGAUGAGCAUGGAGAGGUAGAGUCUGGCCUGGAGCAAAACCAGGUGUACUAUACCGCACAUGGGCGGUUUGCAGGCCAGGUCGCCGCUGCUAUCGAUGUGAGGGCAGGGUUCAUCCCCGCAACUUGUCAUCAGAUCCCCCUAGUAGAUGCGCCGCUAUUUGGAGAUCUUGACCUACCUUCUCAAUCCCGUCUAUUGUCGUCGUCGACCGAAUUGCCUCCCCGGGCAUAUGCCGAUCAAUUGAUUAACAUAUAUUGGCAACACAUUGACCCUAUAGAACCAGUGCUAGAUCGCCAGCACUUCCUUGGCCACUAUGAAAAGGCAUAUUCAACACCCAUAGCACCACUCUGCUCAGACUACGACAUCUGGCUUGGUAUUCUCAAUGUAGUGUUUGCCCUGGCAAUUCAAAUACAAGAGCACAGCCCACUGCACCAAAGAAAUGAGGAGGGAAAUUGCUUUUUCCAGCGCGCAUGGGCCCUGCUUCCAGCAGAGUCUAUGCUAUGGAGACCUGCAUCACUCGAGCUUGUACAGUGCCUGAUGCUGAUGAAUCGAUACCUCCACUGCACCAACAAUCAACAGAAGACAUGGAUGACAGCGGGGUUAGCGAUGCGAAUUGCGCAGACCAUGUGCUGCCAUCUCGCCGACGCGCCUUCGGCACAGGGCUUUAGUGAUAACAAUGUCCUGAAACAGAAGGUAUGGGCAAGCUGUGUUGCCCUUGAUCGAUGCAUCUCCUGGUCGCUGGGUAAAACGUCGUCAUUGGUGCUGAUACCAUCCCCGCCAACAACUACCUCCCAACAAUUAGGCCAGAAAGCGACGCAUGAUACCUGGGGGUUGGGACUCCACGAAAUUGGGAAUCAAAUUCAGUUGGCGCAGAUACAGACGCGAACUAGUCUCGCAGCCAGAUUUCGCCCUCCACUCCUAUCUCGACAAGAUGAGUACCAUAGUGCGGCAUUGCAACUAGAUGCAUGCCUUCAAGAUUGGGAAAAUAGUCUUCCCAGCGAUUGGCAGUCGCAGAACCUCAGAAUGGUUGUUAACAGGUCGUCCCGAGCUGAGCGAUACUUGCUUCAUCUUCGCUACCUCCACCACCGGAUCUUUCUAUUCAGACCUAUGCUCGCCCGCUUCUAUUCAAUGAAAAUAGACACCCACCCAUCGCUCAAAUCACCAAGCCUAAGCCACCGGCUUCUACGUGAAAGUGCCAGCAUGUGUAUCGAAGCCGCGCAGCAGAUGGCCUCACUAGUUAACGAGACGCUCGAGCCACAUGAGCCGAUCGGACUGCUUCCAUGGUGGUACAGAAUAUACUACCUUCACAUUGCGGGUGCCAACUUCCUCGCAGCUAUGUUCCGAUCAGAACUUUUCACAGAUUCUGUUUCCCAGUCUUGGAAAAACGUGCUUCUGGCACUCCGCGCUCAUGAACACUUGAGUCCCUACGUUCAGCAAUGUGUGUGGACAUUUGAGACUCUCGCGGCCAGAAUUAUGGGCAAGCCUUACCUCAGUCUAGAUGGCAGUGGGUGUGAUUUGAUGGUAGAUGGGUCUUCUGGAGUUUCCUCCGAUGAUAUCUUCCAGGAUAUUAACUUUGACUUCGAUAAUUUUAUAUUUGGACCAGAGGACUUCUCGGAGGGGUUGAUUUAG
This is a messenger RNA of Penicillium hordei, 1899 nucleotides long. Its product is annotated as putative transcription factor. NCBI's taxonomy places the organism in Eukaryota, Fungi, Ascomycota, Eurotiomycetes, Eurotiales, Aspergillaceae. The record is from RefSeq and is a predicted model, not a curated record. Gene Ontology annotation, molecular function: RNA polymerase II cis-regulatory region sequence-specific DNA binding; DNA-binding transcription factor activity, RNA polymerase II-specific; zinc ion binding. Gene Ontology annotation, biological process: DNA-templated transcription; positive regulation of transcription from RNA polymerase II promoter by galactose. The coding region runs from base 1 to 1899 and encodes 632 amino acids. Gene Ontology annotation, cellular component: nucleus. The transcript is spliced from 4 exons.